This is a messenger RNA of Exophiala spinifera, 1212 nucleotides long. RefSeq lists its product as uncharacterized. Lineage: Eukaryota; Fungi; Ascomycota; Eurotiomycetes; Chaetothyriales; Herpotrichiellaceae. The record is from RefSeq and is a predicted model, not a curated record. The transcript has a single exon. Bases 1 to 1212 code for a protein of 403 amino acids.
AUGGUGCACCUUCUUUAUGCGCUCAAGAUAAAUCGCCUGAUUUACGAUAUCAACGUGUACUACGGCCAGCGACAGCUUGCGGCAUGUGACGUCCAAGAGGUCUGGACCUCGUGGUCGACCCUCUUUCAAAUCAACAUCCGCACGGGCGACCUGUCCUUCACAACUGCCAAGAUCGUCGACAUUGCAUUCGACCUGGUUGUUGGUCGUAUCGGACAGGCCGCAUUGGCGUGGUUGUCCUAUCGCGUCUACACCGACGUCUUUACUUUCCUCGCCGAAAGGCAACCUGUCCCGUAUACCACGUUCACAGCGAUCACGGUGCAUCCGACCAGCUUGUCGUCACUCGAGACGUACCUGCUGGCCUUGUUCUCCAAAAGAGGUUCCAAAUUGACGCUGCUCUGGCUGAUCGGGACUGUCUCUUACCUCUUGGCCUUUCCCACGGUCGUCUCGGCAUCCACGUCCCUCGUAAGUGCGACCGUGUCCGCGAUUCAGCUCCCCACCAACGCGACCGUGCCGAUUCUCGAAUACCUCGACAGCGCGGCGUACAAGUUCGCAAACUCGGGUCUCGCGGACAAACCGGACCCGUGGUUCGUCUACGUCUCGGAGAUCCACAAGCUACCGGUGAAGGUCAGCGAAGAGCAUCUCGACAUCAUGUACCUCGACGGCACUAACUGGAGCGGGAAUGAUCGGAACGACACGCUUGUGGUGAACAGCACCACUUACACCAUCAGCAACUCCACACUCGUUGACGCGGGUUUCUACUACGGCAGCGUCUUCUACCCGAUCGACCCUACCAAGAACCACGGCGUCAGCGCUCUGGUCGGAGACCAAAUGGUCUGUAUCCCCGACGGCAACCGGUAUCAAUGGGGUGCGUCGUACGAGCUGUUGUGUCUCAUUGUGAUUUGUCAGAUUCUCUGGUCGGCGGCGAUGUUGGUGGUGUGGUCGAUGGCGUGCAUGAGCAGCGCAACCAUCCAAAAUGGGGGGAAUAUGGGCCUGUACACGGCAAUUCUGCUGCUUGCACAGCCACUGCGAGAAAAGAUGAACAAGAGACCCGCGGGGAAUGACGGCGUGAACAACGAGAAAGUGGUGAAAAGCAUUGUCCAGACGAUUGGGCCUGUGACGUACGAUAAUGGAUUCGAGGCCGGUGGACAGGAACGAUGGGCUAGGAAAACUCGAGGUUAUGCCAGGCUCAGGGAGCAUAUGACAAGUUUAUAA